UUUUUUUCUUUUUUCUUUUCUCUUUGGUCUCCAUUUAUUUCUCUUUUUUGAUUUCUACUUCUGACAGGAUGGUAGCAGCCGUAAAUCCUUAGACGCUCUGGUGGUCUUUUGCCUCCCUUGACGGUGAGGCACGCUUUAGGUCGCUCGCUCGCCCUAAUGCGAGUCUGGUACUGCUGGUUUCCGGUUACCCGGUAUAAUCCUUUUUACUACAGCAUCAUGCCAUAUUCCCCCUGUGUUUUUCCAGAAUUCGUACUAAGUACUUAUCACAAACCAGUUAUGGCAGUUACAGCCGUUAUUCCUACUUAAUCAUAGACUCAUUUUUGGAAAGCCUAGAACCGAUAAUUGGGAAACUGUCGAUCAUGUUACCGAUUAGCAUGGCAAGGUAUCUUGGAAUCAUCUGUGCCACACGAUUUAGAAGGCUUGGGCGGGUUUGGUGACCUAACCACCCACCUAUCAGCGUUGCCUCUAGCUGCAAUACAUCUGCUUCCCCAGACCCGACUCCAAGUGUCUUAUCAGUUCCCCUCACGACGCCAAAUCAGGGGCCCCUACACAUUCCCUAGCUAUUGGGGGAAGCGUGAUGUAACUCAGCAUAUCCAGGUACGAUAGAUACGAGGAGGUACCUUAUAAAAUGAAAGACAUCUAUAGAUUAUGUAGAGUUAACAGUAUUCUACUCAACUUUCAAGUAAAACAGAAAGAGGAGAACAAAUGAAGAAUGCCGACUCUUGAACGUAUCCUCAUCGCGAACCGCGGUGAAAUCGCCGUGCGAUGCAUCAACGCAUGCAAGAAGCUCUCUAUCACAGCUACUACCAUCUUCACAGCAGCUGAUGCGGCUUCACUUCACGUCCGCCUCGCGGAUAAGAGUGUGUUGCUAGAGGGAGAAGGACCCCAGGCCUAUACUGAUGUCGAUGCGAUCCUAAGCAUAUGCAAGAAGCAAGGCAUCCAGGCCAUCUUCCCAGGCUAUGGAUUUCUCAGUGAAAAUGUCGACUUUGCGCGUCGGGUCCACGAAGCCGGUAUGGUCUUCAUCGGGCCCGAUAGUGAGUCCAUCCACAAGAUGGGCUUGAAACACAUAGCGAGAGAUCUGGCCAUCGCAGCAGACGUCCCCGUCAUCCAAGGUUCCGGAUUACUCGGAAAUGCGGAAGAGGCUCUUAAUAAAGCACGGGAUAUGGGAUUUCCUAUCAUGCUUAAAGCGUCCGGUGGCGGCGGCGGAAUGGGUCAGCAGGUGUGCUGGUCCGAAAGCGAAGUCACAUCAGCGUUUGCAAACGUGGAAAGCCGGUCCAAACAACUAUUCCACGAUACCGGAGUGUUCAUGGAAAAGUACUAUCCCACAAGUCACCACAUCGAAGUUCAAGUCUUUGGCAAUGGAUCCGAAGUGAUAGACUUUGGUGAGCGAGAAUGCAGCAUUCAGAGACGCCGCCAGAAGGUCAUAGAAGAAUGUCCAAGCCCCUUUUUAGCGGACAAGCCUGACCUUCGCAAACGCCUCAUCGCCUGUGCCGUGAUGCUAGCGAAGUCCAUCAACUAUCGCUCAGCUGGAACGGUAGAGUUCCUGGUUGACGACGAAACAGGCAAUUUCUUUUUCUUGGAGAUGAACACACGUUUGCAGGUCGAGCAUGGCAUUACCGAGCUUUGCUACGGUGUCGACCUUGUAAGCCUGAUGCUGCAACAGGCUAGUUAUCAGUUCGCCGGAGAAACCGGCAUCUCCUCUAGCGAGAUGUCGGAACUUCUAACGAAGACCCCGAACGGCACGGCGAUUGAGGCUAGAGUGUGCUGUGAAAAUCCGGCUGAUUCGUUCAUGCCUAGUUCGGGUCAUGUCCAGUCUGUCGCUUGGCCCGAUGAGCAAACUCGGAUAGAUACGUGGAUACAGCUUGGGACUUUCGUAAGCCCCUAUUUCGACUCGUUGGUGGCCAAAAUUAUGGUAUAUCGCCCUACACGGGAAGCCUCCAUUUCGGCGAUGCAGGAUGCAUUGAGCAAAUCAGAAAUUGGCGGACUGACGACGAACUUGUCAUUUUUGGGCGCAAUCUUUGCUUCGGAGGCAUUCUCCAGUGGGAAAACUCUCACAACAUUCUUGGAUACUCAGUUUACGUAUCAACCUACGGGGAUCCAGAUCAUUACACCAGGAGCUUUCACUACCGUACAACAGGCUCGGCCGCGAACGAGGAAAGGUUAUGGGGUGCCAAUAAGCGGUCCGAUGGACGACUUAUCUGCAUCCAUUGCAAACCUACUUGUCGGCAAUCCAAAGGAUAUAGAGUGCCUCGAAAUCACCGCAAUAGGCCCCGAGCUGCACUUCUACAGCCCAAGCGUCAUUGCUAUUGCUGGCUCCCCGUUCUCUGUCGAGGUAGACGGAAAGCCAACGGAUAUGUGGUCCAGAAUUGUGGUGAAGGCGAAACAGACACUCAAGAUAGGAGCGUCCGCCAGUCCAGGGGGUCGAUGCUAUCUCGCUAUCCAGGGAGGGCUUCCAGGCGUGCCAGAAUGGCUCGGAUCCAAGUCCACUACACCAAGUUUAGCACUGGGGGGCAUUCAAGGUCGAACACUCCGACGCGGAGACCAUCUCGAUGCGAAAAGUCUCCAGCAUUCUGAUCUACCCACACCAUACACUCUCGAUCCAAAACUGGUUCCUCCCGUCAAUGCCGAAAGCAUCUACGUGAUGCACGGCCCCCACGACUCCGACGACCUCAUAACCGCCGCUGGCCGAAACACCAUUUACUCGAGCGAGUGGGAAGUAGACUACAACUGCAACCGAACCGGCGUCCGUCUGAUCGGUCCUCAGAUUGAAUGGGCGCGCACAGACGGGGAAGAAGGCGGCAGCCAUCCGAGCAACGUGGUCGACUACCCCUAUCCCGCUCCAGGGGGCGUGAACUGGACCGGCGACAGUCCUGUGAUAUUCCCGCAGGAUGCGCCCGGGCUAGGCGGUUUCGUGUGCUCCUCCACCGUGGUCUCGGCCGACAUGUUCAAGCUAGGGAAGCUCAAGCCCGGAGACAAGACUAAGUUGUUCCCAAUAUCCUACGAGUCUUCCCGCGAGUUGGCACAGGGGAAGGCAAGGUUCCUUGCCGCUGUGGAAAAGCACAUAUCUAGCGGUACUCUGGAUAUCGAGGAUCCCUUGUCGCUGCUCAGGGUAGAAAAGGGGAAGCCAGAUACAGAUGCCAUAUUAAAGGUCAUUCCAGGUAGUGGUUCAGGACCCACGAUAACAUUACGUCACGGUGGCGACCGAUUCAUCAUCAUCAACGUGAGCUCUCAGAAAGUCGGCCUGGACACUUCAAUUGCCUCCAAUCUUCUAGCCAGAGCAAUCGAAGGCUUCAACGUUCCGGGUACCUUUGUGCAUGUGAACAUCAACUCUAUCAUGGUAGAAUACGAACCCGACCAAAUCACCCAACCCUCCGUCGUCCUCCUGAUCUCCAACUCCCACCGCCAAAGCAGCGCCUUCGAAAAGCCCCUCCCAACCCGGCACAUCACCCUCCCGAUCGUCUUCAACCACCCCUCCAUCCACGCCGCCGAGCUCCGAUACCAAACCCUGCAGCGCGACCAGGCCGUCUACGUCCCGGACAACGUGUCCUACGUGGCAGACAACAACGGCCUCCCCUCACGCACCGCCGUCUUCGACGUCCUGCGGCAAACCAAGUUCCUCGUCGUCGCCGUCGGCUUCAUGACCGGCCUCCCCCUCCUCUGGCCCCUCAACCCCGCCGCGCGCCUCACCUCGCAGAAGUACAACCCGACGCGCAUCGCCACGCCGCCCGGCACCGUCGGCCUCGGCGGCGGGCUCUUCUGCGUGUACCCGACGGAGCAGCCGGGCGGGUACAUGAUGCUGGCGCGGUCGGUGCCCGUGUGGGACACCUACGCGCUGCGCCCCGGGUUCCGCGCGCGCGGCACGCCGUGGCUGUGCGAGCCCUUCGACAUCGUCGAGUUCGCCGAGGUCACGCUCGACGAGUACGCCGACGCGUGCCGCCGCUUCGACGCGGGCACGUACGACAUCGCGGUGCGGCAGACGACGUUCGACGUGCGCGCCGAGCUGGAGCGGGAGCGGCUUGGCAGCGAGAUGCCCGAGGCGGUGGAGUUCCGCGCGAAGCAGGCGGUUGCGGCGGAGAGGACGAGGCUGCGCGAGGAAGGGCUGUAUGCGGAGUGGCAGCGCCGGGUGGAGAAGGACCGCCCGAGCGCGCCGGUGUCGGUUGAGGACAAGCCGGGGGUUAAGGUGGCGUCGCCGCAGAUUGGGAAGGUGUGGAAGGUUUUGGUGGAGAAGGGUGAAAGGGUUGGUAAGGGGAAGGCGCUGGUGGUGCUGGAGGCGAUGAAGUUGGAGAUCGAGGUGCUAGCGGAGGAGGCGCAUGAUGGGUUGGUGGUGGAGGAGGUGCUGGUGCAGGAGGGAACGUUGGUGUCGCCGGGUACAUCGCUCGUUUUGCUUGGGAACCCUACUUGAUAACGUAGUUGAGCAUGCAGUAUAAGGUUGUUUCAAGGUAGAAGGUAUAUAUGUAAGCGGUAAUUGAUACAUUUCUUCUGUGUAUGUGGUAAUGGAUCCAUCUACCCCUUAUUUUGAACAUUAAAUCUUCAGGGGGUGAUAUCUUUGGACCUUAGGUACAACCCUGGAGGUACGGAGCAGCUAUUUACA
Hypoxylon fragiforme is the source of this 4591-nucleotide messenger RNA. Its product is annotated as AHS2-domain-containing protein. Gene Ontology annotation, molecular function: metal ion binding; ATP binding. The record is from RefSeq and is a predicted model, not a curated record. Lineage: Eukaryota; Fungi; Ascomycota; Sordariomycetes; Xylariales; Hypoxylaceae. The transcript has 11 exons. The coding region runs from base 713 to 4402 and encodes 1229 amino acids.